GUCGAGCUGGUGCAGAGAGGAGGCAAAAAGUAACCGGGUGACAGGCUGACAGGUGUCGCGGAAGUUUACGCUCGCAUCCCUCCGCGUCUCUUGGUCAGCAUCUGGAAUAAGGAGGCUGAGACCGGCGGUCAUCCGGCUCCGGCUGAUCCCGUGGUUGUCCCAGCCUUGGCCCCCUGAGCACCGACACCUGUGACUCUCCUCCUCCUCCUCUUCCUCUUUCUGCUCUUCCUCCCCUCCUUGACCAGCAGCAGCUCAGAGUGGCGAGGCCAGGGACAAUGGGACGCAAGCUGGACCUGUCGGGCCUAACAGAUGACGAGGCAGAGCAUGUGCUGAAAGUGGUUCAACGUGACAUGAAGCUGAGGAAGAAGGAGGAGGAGAGGCUGAGUGAGAUGAAGCAGGAGCUCACAGAGGAAGGCAGCAGAUGCUCCAUCCUCUCCAAGCAGCAUCGUUUCAACGAGCACUGCUGCAUCCGCUGCUGCGCGCCCUUCACCUUCCUGUUCAACCCCAAGCGCCAGUGUCUGGAUUGCCAGUACAACGUGUGCAAGACCUGCUGCACCUACAGCAAGAGGGACCGAGCCUGGCUUUGCUCAGCGUGCCAGAAGGGCAGGGUUUUUAGGACGCAGUCACUUGAAUGGUAUUAUAACAACGUGAAGAGCCGAUUCAAGAGGUUCGGCAGUGCCAAGGUUCUGAAAACUCUGUACAGGAAGCACAUCAUCGAGAGAGGAACGUUCUCUGAUCUCCCAGAAAGCAGCGUUCACGACGGAAGCAACGAUAACGAUGGCAGCGUCUGCGGCAGCGACUCCGUCUUUUACAGGCAGAGUGAAGGACACAGUAUGGCAGAGACCCUCACAGUCGCCCUGCGUGUUGCUGAGGAAGCUAUAGAGGAGGCCAUCGCUAAGGCGGAGGAGUUUCGGGACAGUUUGGAGAAGCAGAAUGAGGCUCGAUAUCUGCGGGACCACAGAGAUGAGCUCAUAGAGGAACUGGCAACCACAAUUGUGCAGAAAAUCAUUCAGAGGAGGAAGCGAUCAGAGAUGCAAACAGAGUAUGACUUUGUCUGGCCACAAUCUCAAUCUCUAGUCCAGACCGUUGAGCUGCCAUCUCCUUCUCAACCUCACACUUCAUCACAGGACCCUCUGAAGAACCCCUAUCCUCUGUGGCGGUCCCGGUCAGCAUUCUCCCUCACCAGUGACGACUCCCCAGAGAAGGGUCAGGAGGAGGAGGAGGAGCCUGCUGCUGCCGCCGCUGGUGGAGGCGCUCUGCAGGAGUACGCUUCUCUGAAGAGGGAGGGCAAGGCUGCAUCGCUACCCGGCUGGAAAAGCAUGGACCGUUUGGACAACUCAAGCGCAUCCUCGGUGCUGCAGAGCCCAGACGGAAACUGGAUCGCUCUGCACAGUUCGCAGCUCUCCCGGCCCAGCCUGCUCACCAAGAGGAAGAGCCUGGUGUUCAGCGUCCUGGAGAAGGAGUCCAGCGUGGUCUCUGCUUACGACGAAAUGGGCUCCGACUCGGAGGAGGAGGAGGACGACGGCGGGUGGGGCGCGGCGCUCCAACAGUUUCGCCGCAAAUUGUCUGAUGAGACUUAUUACACGGACUCGCAGCACGACCCCGAGUGGACUUACACUCAGCACCCCGCUGUUACCUCGCCGUCCUCUGGCCUGUACACCAACACGGAGACCCUCAACUCGGACUCCGAGGCCUCGUCGGUGCUGUCUGCAUGUCCUCGCAAACCCACUCACAACUUGUUGAGGAGGAAGGGACCGGCGGACUCUCAACUCCAUCCUCAUCAGCAGCCGCUAUACCAUCCGACCCUUCAGCAGAGCUUAUCCCAACACUCAGCCCACACAGAGGUGCUGGAUGUGAACUUUAACCCCAAGCAGGUGACGGGAGACAGCAGCGAGGCGGACGACAGGCAGUGUGUCCGAAGAUCUCGGAGACGCAGGAAAAGCAGAAAGGAGUCAUCAACGGACCAGAACAAACCUGGAGGUCCGAACCACGCACAGUCCAUCUACCCUUUAGCACAGGAGAACAGUGGUUUUCUACUCAAUGCCCUGCUGAAGAGAGGUUUAAGUGAGGAGCAGCCGGUGCCUGACGAUACACUAGCAGCACCAGCUGGACCAGAUGCCCUCAAACUAGAUGCCAUGACAGCAGGAGAGCCUGACCCCUCCGACACAGUUGCUCCAAAUUCUCCACUGCCCAACUCUGCUCAGCUUGACUCUGUGUCCCCGGGGCCAGAGAUGGUCUCCAGGAGCCCGGGGCCUGGAUCUGGCUCUGGAGAUUCCCUGGAAGUGGAAAUACGAUCUAAGCUCUGUCGACUGGUCAGUCGAGGGAACAGCAAAGACAGUGUCUCAUCCGAUGAGGAGGACAAACAGACGGAGAAAGAAAGUGAGAAACAGAAAGAGAAAUUGAGACCAAAAGAAACGGAAAGGCAAAGGCAGCGUGCAAGUGUCAAGAGAGAGAAAGAAAGCGGCGCGAUGGAACAGGUGAACGGGCAGCAAAUGAAACGGGCUCCCGGAUUAGUGAAGAGCUCCUCUGAGCGAGAGGAAACGAGAGCUCAGGGGAGGAAGUUAGAGAACAGAGCAGAGAGUUUUGUAGAGAGAGUAGCCGAGAAGGAGCAGAAAAGAGGAGAGGUGAACAGAGUAAGUAAGAAACAGCGCAAGAGAGAUGGAGAGAAGGAGGCGGCGCAAAAAGGUGGAGCCAGGAGGAGCGGAUCCAGUGCAAGUUCUCCUGCUGUUUCUCCAUCUUCCCAGGAGGGGGGGCUGUCAAACAACCCGGUGGGGCAGAAUGACUUGGAACAACAACAGAGGCUUCAGUUGCUCUCUUCUGUCUUGCAGCAGCAAAAGUAUUCAGCAGCCUCACUGUGCAGCAUCACCACGGAAGUGCUGAAGGUCUUGAACGCCACAGAAGAUCUGAUUGGAGAGGCUGGUGGUGAGAGCUACACUCCGUCUGAGUCCAUGAGCGCCUCUCCCAUAUCCAGCAGCUCCGAGACACGCAGGCUGGACCAGAGGCUUACCAAGAUGGAGGAGAAUGUGUACCUGGCUGCUGGAGCUGUGUAUGGCCUGGAGGGGGCGCUAGGAGAACUGGAGCAAUGUGCCCGCAGUAUUAGCAGUGGGACCACAGACACUGAUCUGGCCUUCCUGGAGGACCAGGUCGCCACUGCAGCAGCUCAGGUCCAGCAGUCUGAACUACAGAUAUCAAACAUCGAGGCCAGAAUUUCAGCUCUGAAAACAGCUGGGUUAAACGUGACUGUCUGCAAUCGCUUCUCAAAGAUAAAGUCAAAGUCCAAGCCUGAAACACUGGACUCGUCGCGCCAUCAGAGAAGGAAACUCCCAGCACCUCCAUUAAAAGAAAAGUUGGAGUCAGAGCAGCAGGUUAAAGCUCUUCGGCCAUAGAGACAAGCAGCAGCACAAGUCCCUCAGGGCCACUUUACAGAGCCUCAGGGACAGGGGCCCUUCACAUCUAGUGCCUUGACCCAACAUCUGCCUCCAGCUCUUGGCCAAGCAGGGGCUGACACCCACCCUGCAUUCUCCAACCUCAGCCAACCUCAACAGCUGCACCUAACAGGAAAACAUUAAAGGCUGUUUCUCUUUUUCACCAUUAACCUUUAGUAUUUCUUUCCUCAAUGCACACAUGUAAAAGCUGACUUAGCAUUUGGUGUAUCUGCCUUAAAAUCUGCAAACAAUCCUCAUGCUACAUACAACUCACUA
Poeciliopsis prolifica (blackstripe livebearer) is the source of this 3701-nucleotide messenger RNA. RefSeq names its product myosin VIIA and Rab interacting protein b (gene myripb). The coding region runs from base 276 to 3386 and encodes 1036 amino acids. NCBI's taxonomy places the organism in Eukaryota, Metazoa, Chordata, Actinopteri, Cyprinodontiformes, Poeciliidae. Gene Ontology annotation, molecular function: small GTPase binding; myosin binding; actin binding. Gene Ontology annotation, cellular component: cortical actin cytoskeleton. Gene Ontology annotation, biological process: intracellular protein transport. The transcript has 18 exons. The record is from RefSeq and is a predicted model, not a curated record.